This is a messenger RNA of Erpetoichthys calabaricus (reedfish), 3455 nucleotides long. RefSeq names its product SUV3-like helicase (gene supv3l1). Lineage: Eukaryota; Metazoa; Chordata; Cladistia; Polypteriformes; Polypteridae. The transcript has 15 exons. Gene Ontology annotation, molecular function: ATP binding; hydrolase activity, acting on acid anhydrides; RNA helicase activity. Bases 117 to 2516 code for a protein of 799 amino acids. The record is from RefSeq and is a predicted model, not a curated record. Gene Ontology annotation, biological process: mitochondrial RNA 3'-end processing; RNA catabolic process. Gene Ontology annotation, cellular component: mitochondrial degradosome.
ACAGUGUUGUCCUUCACGUGUUACAUUGCUUCACUUCAUGGAAAACGAAACAAUGUUGAUUGGCAGCUAGUUUGUUUUUUUUUUUCUUCGUUUUGAAAGGCGCCCGAUUUUUCGCCAUGUCCUUAAAGAAUGGCGCCUUUUUGCUGUGUUUGUCUCGUUUACGGGCGAUCUCUCUCCAUGCUGCCGGCGUGUUACAGCAGUCGAGUGUGCGGUCAGCCGCUGCAGCGUGCCGGGGUUCGCUCGGUUCUGCUGUCAUAGCUCAAGCCCGGCACUCAUCCUCCAACAGCUCCGCCAAGCCGCCCGAUACUUCUCUCUUCGUCCCCCUGCAGAUUAAAGCGCCUAGCAGUUUCGAGGGAGUAGUGGGAGCGGAGCUCACCAAGCCAUUAGAUAAAGGUGAAGUUCUAAAAAUCCUUAACAAAUUCUACAAACGGAAGGAAAUGCAGAAACUGGCAUCUGACUAUGGCUUAGAUGCUCGUCUGUUCCACCAAGCAUUUAUCAGCUUUAGAAAAUAUGUCUUAGAGUUGGAAUCCAUUGAUGCAGACCUCCAUAUAGUCCUAAACGAUAUCUGCUGUGGUGCAGGCCAUCAAGAUGAUCUUUUCCCCUAUUUUAUGCGGCAUGCAAAACAAAUCUUUCCAAUGCUAGAAUGCAUGGAUGAUCUUCGUAAAAUUAGUGACUUGAGGUUACCAGCUAAUUGGUAUCCAGAAGCCAGAGCAAUUUUUCGCAAGAUUAUUUUUCACGCUGGGCCAACAAACAGUGGCAAGACACAUCAUGCUAUUCAGAGAUUUUUAACUGCCAAGUCUGGAGUCUAUUGUGGUCCACUGAAGCUUCUGGCGCAUGAGAUAUUUGAGAAGAGCAGCAGUUCUGGUGUACCAUGCGAUUUAGUGACAGGGGAGGAGCGGAUAUUUGUUGACCCAGAAGGAAGACCAUCCAACCAUGUGGCUUGCACUAUUGAAAUGUGCAGUGUCAACACUCCUUAUGAAGUUGCUGUUGUUGAUGAAAUCCAGAUGAUCAAGGAUCCUUCCAGAGGAUGGGCUUGGACAAGAGCUCUAUUAGGCCUGUGUGCUGAAGAGAUUCAUGUUUGUGGUGAAACUGCAGCUGUCAAUUUCAUUACAGAACUUAUGUAUUCUACAGGAGAAGAAUUAGAGGUUAGAAACUACAAAAGACUAACUCCAAUUUCAAUCUUGGAUCAUGCUGUGGAGUCAUUGGAUAACUUGCACCCAGGAGACUGUAUUGUCUGCUUUAAUAAAAAUGACAUUUACUCAAUAAGCAGACAGAUCGAGGCUCGAGGACUGGAGUGUGCUGUAAUAUAUGGCAGUUUACCGCCAGGAACUAAAUUGGACCAGGCAAAGAAAUUCAAUGAUCCAAGCGACCCCUGCAAGAUUCUUGUUGCUACUGAUGCAAUAGGAAUGGGACUGAACCUGAGCAUCAAAAGAAUCAUUUUUAAUUCUUUGGUGAAACCAUCUGUUAAUGAGAAAGGAGAGAAAGAAAUGGACACCAUCACCACCUCACAGGCCCUGCAGAUUGCAGGCAGAGCUGGUCGGUUUGGUUCCAGCUUUCAGGAUGGUGAGGUCACUACUAUGCACCGGGAUGACUUGCCAGUUCUUCGUGAGAUUCUAAAUCGGCCUGUUGACCCUGUUGAGAUUGCAGGCCUGCACCCCACAGCCGAACAGAUUGAAAUGUUUGCCUACCACCUCCCAGAGGCGACCCUGUCCAAUCUUAUUGAUAUUUUUGUUAGCUUGUCACAAGUCGAUGGCCUCUACUUUGUGUGCAAUGUAGAAGACUUCAAGUUCCUAGCAGACAUGAUUCAGCACAUUCCUCUAAACCUGAGAUCUCGAUAUGUGUUCUGCACAGCACCCAUUAAUAAAAAGCAGCCAUUCGUCUGCACAUCUUUUUUAAAGUUUGCCAGGCAGUUCAGUCGUGAUGAGCCUCUGACAUUUGAUUGGGUGUGCCGGCACAUUGGCUGGCCUGUUGCCACACCCAAGAACAUUAAAGACCUAGUGCACCUGGAAGCAGUUCAUGAUGUACUUGACCUUUACCUCUGGCUAAGUUACCGUUUUAUGGACAUGUUCCCAGAUGCCAACCUCAUCCGAGACAUACAGAAAGAGCUGGAUAGCAUCAUCCAGCUUGGCGUGCACAACAUCACCCAUCUUAUCCGAGCCUCUGAAACGAGCACCGCCUCUGAGACUACCUCUGAACUGGACGAUGACAUCCUUGUAUGCAAGGCUUUUGUUAAGGAUAAGAUAUUCCAGUCAGAAAGGCUGUCCCAGGACAAAGCAGAUCUCUUGAGUCAGAAACAAGGGCACAGGAGAGUUCGUGGUUCCAAGGCCCUGGGUUUCAGGCCCACUACUGACAACUCUGAGAACAAUGAUGGCUUGCUGAGCUCACGCUUAGUGCAGCAAGGGCUGCUCACUGCAAACCUGUUGGAGCAGCUGCAGAAGGAGUGGUCAGCUGCCCAGGAGGAACCCUCAGGGAACAAUCAAACAGUUAAGGUGAAAGGGAAGAAGAAAAAGAAAUAACCGAUCACUGCAGUUCAGAGAUUUUAUAGUCCAUUUAACACUGUCCGCCAGAAGAAUUAUUUUUAUAGCAAUCAUAGGUAAAGCUUUUCAUAUUUGGUGUUGAAAAGACAAACUAAUAAACCUCACUGAUCAGCUUUACUUGUUUUUUUUUUUAAUGCUUAAUUUCAGUGAGCACUUGGAGGCAUUUUAAUUCACUAUAGAAGAGCUUGACUUUUCCUGGUUAAUUAUUUUCCACCCUGGCCUUUUCAGCUCUCAUCACACAGUGCAGAAGGUGAGCAUUUUAUAAGAAUCACCAAAAAUUUUGUUUUGUUGUUUUUUUAUUUCAUGCAAUGUCUGAAUGCUUGCGCCCUCUUUAAAUACUAGAGCAAUAUGUUCAGCAUCCCAAAAAAUGACCACCCAGACUAUAGUGAGCGAUAAUGUUUAAUUAACACUGGUAAUCUUGGGGAAAUUUUCUCAAAAGAAGAAAAAUAUGAAAGAUUUGAUAACUUUACAUCAGGUGGAAUCUUUUCAUAGUUUAUUCUGAUGAAUCACUGCAGAUUUUUUUUCUGAGCCAAAUACUUAGUACUUCAGUGAUGGAUGUCAUCUUCAGUUAGCAGCUGCUAUAGCUUUACUAUUUGUUUAUCAGCCUUAGACAUACAUAAACAAAACCGCAGUGUGUGACUGUGAAUACCUGUGAAAAGACGACACAUGUUAGACUCUCCCCUCAAACCUUAAUCAGGGUAGUCAUUUAUGGAGGUCCUGAGUGUACAGUGCCUACUCAGGCCCCUUCUCUUUUUUUACAUCUUGUUUUAUUAUACUGUAGCCUUCUGCUGAAAUCAUUUAAAUUGAUGUGUUUUUUUUAACCACAUCAAGCAAUGCUCAAUAUCCCAGAAUGAUAAAGUGAAAACAGGAUUUAAGAAAGUUUUGCAAAUAUAUUAAAAAUAAAAAAGUGAAAUGUCA